Messenger RNA from Hippoglossus stenolepis (Pacific halibut), 899 nucleotides. RefSeq names its product kinetochore localized astrin (SPAG5) binding protein (gene knstrn). The record is from RefSeq and is a predicted model, not a curated record. Gene Ontology annotation, biological process: spindle organization; mitotic sister chromatid segregation; regulation of attachment of spindle microtubules to kinetochore. The coding region runs from base 127 to 777 and encodes 216 amino acids. Lineage: Eukaryota; Metazoa; Chordata; Actinopteri; Pleuronectiformes; Pleuronectidae. Gene Ontology annotation, cellular component: microtubule plus-end; mitotic spindle; kinetochore. The transcript has 9 exons.
AUGACGCAAAAAAGGGGGCCGGAAGUGACCACAGAGGGCGGGACGUUUUUAAAAAAUUUGCUCCGCCUCAUGUUUUUUGGUUGUUGACAACUUUUCGUAUUCAGCGUAAACAUCUGAAGGUCAACAAUGUCUACAAAGAUUCCCAGAGGUUUGCAGGUUCCUGCAGAAACUAAGAGGACAGGUCGUAAGUACGAAUCCAAAGACCCAGCGAGCGCUGCCCCAAAAUCCGAUGGUGUCCUCAAACCUCAGAAGGAAAACACGCAGAGGAAAAACGUUGUUCCUAAAGUUCACAAAGGAGUCUCCACUCGUUAUGGGCAAGAGGCAGAGCUCAAGGAGCAAAAUCAGCAUUUGAUGACCGUUAAUGAGGAGCUUCAGAAAAACCUCACAGAGACACAGCAAAGAGUCGCUGAGUUGGAGCUGCAGUUCAGCGACAUUGAAAAGGAAAAUACAGAUGUACAGAAAAACCUGAAGAACUGCCAUGUUCUCCUUGUCGCAGCGAAUAUAGACCCAGUUUCAGGAGGAAGCGUUGGAGAAGCUGCACAACAAAAUGAAGAUCAACGGAAAGAAGCAAUGAGCGUCUCCGCAGACCUGCUGAGCGAAUUAAGGACUUUUGGUGACGCCGCGUCUCAGCAACGUUCUCGGCUGGAGGAAAUCCAAGCAACGAUGACAGACCUCGCUAAAGCACGAGAACACAUGAUGCAGGAAAGGGAGAACUUCUCGCUGGAGGCUGCUGAGAUGGAAAAAGCUCUCCUGGAAGCCGAGGCUCUCUUACUGUGAUAAUGUACAAUAAUAUGUCCAUUUGAAUUGAGUUUGUAUGAGAAACUUCAUGUGUAUAUUAAUGUUUAAUUUGUGUUUUAAUGUAAGAGUGACUAAAAAUAAAGAAAGAAUUUCCUCACGUU